AUGGUAGCAGCAUCUCGACGUGUAGGCUCUACGAGUCAUGUAUGGGGCUAUGUGAUCGUAUUAAUAGCAAGUUGUGCCUUUAUUUUCUCCAUGUACGUGAUGGUUUUCUCCAAGCUUCUCCUACUGCUGUCAGAGGUCUUUGUACCAGCAGCUCAGGAAACUGAUCAUUUGGCGACAAGCCGAAGCUCAGAACAAGAAGCAGAGAGAUUCAGUCUGUUGCUUGCUGUCUCAAAAGACGUGUACUACUGUUAUCUAGUGCCACUUACAAUUCCCGUGACCAUGUUCGCCUGUUAUACCAAUUGGGUCAGUCUCAAGUUCUUCCGCCAUAAUUAA
This is a messenger RNA of Peronospora belbahrii, 333 nucleotides long. Lineage: Eukaryota; Oomycota; Peronosporomycetes; Peronosporales; Peronosporaceae. The record is from the annotation of a GenBank genome assembly.